AUGCCUUCCACAACGACAGAGACCUUGUCGCUGGUGGAGGAGAGGAAAGUCAGCGUCGCCCCUCUUGUACUGCUGUCAGUCGUUGAUCACUACAACCGUGGCGCAUCCACAUCAUCCAAGAACAAGCGAGUCGUCGGUGUAUUACUAGGACAGAACGAUGGCAAGGUGGUGCGAGUAUCAAACAGCUUCGCAGUCCCUUUCGAGGAAGACGAGAAGGACCCAUCCGUCUGGUUCCUAGAUCACAACUAUAUCGAGUCCAUGAACGAGAUGUUCAAGAAGGUCAAUGCGCGUGAGAGGUUAAUAGGCUGGUACCACUCGGGCCCCAAGCUGCGAGCAUCCGACCUCAAGAUAAACGAACUGUUCAAGCGCUACACCCCAAACCCACUCCUGGUCAUCAUCGACGUACAACCGAAGGAGGCUGGCGUUCCCACAGACGCCUACUUCGCGGUGGACGAGAUCAAGGAUGACGGCACAACAGCAUCCAAGACGUUCGUCAACACAGCAUCCAUCAUCGAGGCCGAGGAGGCGGAAGAGAUAGGCGUUGAGCAUCUGCUUCGUGACAUCCGUGACGUUGCAGCUGGUACCCUGUCUACGCGUGUGACCAACCAACUCCAGUCCCUCCAAGGCCUCCACCUGCGGCUGCAGAAUAUCCAGGUAUACCUGAAGAAAGUCCUCGAUGGCAAGCUGCCCGUGAACCACGUCAUAUUGGGCAACCUGCAGGACGUCUUCAACCUGCUGCCGAACCUGUCGACGCCUACAAAGGGCAAGGGCGAGAGCGAGCUGAGCUAUGCACUGAACGUGAAGACCAACGACCAGCUUAUGGCCAUCUACUUGAGCUCCCUGAUCCGGGCCAUCACCGCGUUCCACGAUCUUAUUGAGAACAAGAUCCAGAACCGUCAGCAGCAGGAGGAGAAAGACGCGGCCAAGAAGGAGGGUGAGGAGAAGGAGAAGGAUGGCGAGAAGAAGGUGAAUGGGGACAAGGCGCCGAAUGGUGUGAAUGGAGAGGUCAGCAAGGAGGGCUCGGAGAAGAAAGAUGACAGUCCAAAGGAUAAGAAGAAAUAG
Molecule: messenger RNA, 1062 nt
Organism: Diaporthe citri
Lineage: Eukaryota; Fungi; Ascomycota; Sordariomycetes; Diaporthales; Diaporthaceae
Exons: 3
Coding region: 1-1062 (353 amino acids)
Biological process (GO): proteasome-mediated ubiquitin-dependent protein catabolic process
Cellular component (GO): proteasome regulatory particle; proteasome complex
Molecular function (GO): metallopeptidase activity; protein binding
Source: RefSeq, a predicted model, not a curated record